Messenger RNA from Phyllotreta striolata, 662 nucleotides. NCBI's taxonomy places the organism in Eukaryota, Metazoa, Arthropoda, Insecta, Coleoptera, Chrysomelidae. The record is from the annotation of a GenBank genome assembly.
ACGGCGUUUCACGAGCGGGUUUUUUGGAAGUAGGUUUCGAACGCGCGCUUUCCUCCGCGUCAAUCCAGCGUAAUUGCCAUCGCUACUCAAUUGAAACCAAUGGUAGACAAAAAGUUGUUGACUUUCGUGUGCUUAUGCAUUUGUAUCCAGAUAUGCCAAAGUGCCAGAGGAGGCGGUAGAGGGAAACUGAGCAGGGGACGAGGCAGGAUUUUCAGUUCCAGCGUACCAGUGAUGAUUCAGCACAGGAACCCGGCGGCUAAAAGCUAUUACGAAAAUAAAAACGGCGCAAAAAUAGUCAAAUCCAGCCACUUCGAAUUGGAGUACAUGCUGGGAAGAAAAAUAACAUUCUUCUGCAUGGCUACAGGAUUUCCCAGGCCGGAGAUAGUUUGGUACAAAGACGGAAUUGAACUGUUAUACCACAAAUUUUUCCAGGUGCACGAAUGGCCCAUUGGAAACGACACGGUGAAAAGUAAAAUGGAAAUUGAUCCUACCACGCAAAGGGACGCUGGAUAUUACGAAUGCCAAGCGAAUAAUAAAUAUUCAAUCGAUUCCAGGGGCUUCAGAACCGAUUACGUUAUGAUCACGUAUUGAUGACGUUAUUUUUUAUGUUGUACGUAAUAACAGUUGGGUUCUUACGGAAAUAAAUGUAAAAUUAAGUAUCU